This is a messenger RNA of Symbiodinium necroappetens, 1245 nucleotides long. Lineage: Eukaryota; Dinophyceae; Suessiales; Symbiodiniaceae. The record is from the annotation of a GenBank genome assembly.
AUGAUUUUGACUUUGCAAGUUUUCGGGCUCAAGACUUCACAGGUGUUGCGUGUGAUGCUGCAGGCGGCUCAGAAACGUUCACGUGUGAGUUGUUCGCCUUUGCUGUCGGUUGCAGACCUUCAGAAGGCUUUCCAAGCCAGCUUGCAAAGUGUUGAGCACGACUUGCCUGGCUUUUUGCAGAGCUACGCAAAGUCCACCUUCAAGACCAGCGCGACUGCAGUGGUCCCACUGUGGAGCCAGCACGAAACUUUCUGGGCAGGGCUUCUGGAAGUUUUGCCAGAUGCCAUGCUGCCAACAGUGAAAGGAAGGGCUGCGCUGGAAGCCUGUCACAGCAAGCAGGCACUUGCUUCCGACAAGUACUUGGCCACCACUCCGCUCUCCGUUCUUGUGGACCGAGCCAUGUCCACUUGCCGCGUGCAGCUGUCCAAGUUUCGAGAGCUUGCAGUGGAUGGGACGUACUACGCGAGCGUUUCCAGACGCUGUACUGUAGAAGAACUUGCGGCACUGAACCGCCUCUUAGCUGUGACAAGUCGUAACUUGAGCGACCGAAGCAAGCAGGCCGCCACGCAGCAGGCAGCACCGACAGUUGAGCGCCAAGCUUUGCCUGAACUUGUGCUUGAACCGGAGGAGGCGGAGGCACUUCCAGCUCUCCAGGCCCUAGUGCUCUUCGAGCCGCAAGCUCCGCAGCAGAGCUUGCACGCUCCACAGCAGAGCUCCUCUUCUUUUUCUGGCAGCAGAAAGUUGCAGAGGUUCUUCUCUGCUGACGAGCUCUUUGGAGUUGUUGCCUCACCUCAGGAGACAAGCAAGGACUCGGUUGUUUCGAGAAGAGACCGCGAAGCGCUGGAGUCCGCGUUGCUAGUUGUGCCUGCCUCUGCUUCGGAGAAGCGGCUGUUGAAGAAGCACAAAAAACCUGUAAGCAAGGAAGCGGCGAAAGCUGCAGCUCCCGGGAAGCCAGCGGGAAAAGCUAAGGCAAAGACUGCCAGCGAAUCCAAGGCCAAAGAAAAAACAGGGAAGAAGCCCUCCGGUGUGGCCAAGUCCAAGAAAGGCAAAGCGAAGUCUCAGACCUUGAAGGUCAAGCAGGAGGAACAACGUUUGAGGAAGAACUUUGCGUCCCGCCACUACCACGAGGCGAAGAGGUCUGCGAUUGCUGAUGGAAAGUCCACGGAGCGGAGCUACAUACUGGCAAGGUUGGCACACCGAAAGGCUUUGCAGGAGUGGGACAAGAGCCCCUCGACUGCCCGCUGA